Molecule: messenger RNA, 1517 nt
Organism: Juglans regia (Persian walnut)
Lineage: Eukaryota; Viridiplantae; Streptophyta; Magnoliopsida; Fagales; Juglandaceae
Exons: 11
Coding region: 494-1357 (287 amino acids)
Source: RefSeq, a predicted model, not a curated record
GCUGACUCUUUCAGUCUUUCUUUCCGCUUUCCUUGUGAUAAGAUAACGAAGUCCUGAUAAGCCAUACCGAAGACUACUUUCGAACAAAAACAAAUCUGGAAACUGAAAAUGAAAAACCAUUGCGUUCUCUUUCGGUGAUUCGCUCUGAAAACAAAGAUCUUCAGGACUUUCGUCUUUCCGCCACAGCAGGUUUGUUGGUUCUUCGUUUUCUUUUUUAUGCAAUGGUAUUGUUAUCGUGACAAAGGGGUUGGAAGAGAAGGUAGCAGAUCUUGGAUAUUCAUCAGCAUUUGGCACUGAUACGAGGUGCAAGCUGGCUUUCUGUGAGUUGAGUUUUUGUCAUCAACUUUUUUGAUUCUCUUGGUCAUACAUCCUGUGCAGCUUCAAGGAAGAUCCAGAACCCUAAAGAAUCCGAAGGUUCAGCUGAAAAAAGGUGUCAAGGCAUGUAACAUAUGAGCCAUGCAGUGACCAACAAAAUAAUUCACCUGAGGCUUCUAUGGUGGACUCUGGUUCAGCAUCCAUUUCAAGAAACAUGAGCAGAAGAGUUAUAUGCGAAAAAGGUGAUGUUGUUCACAAAUUGAUUGAAAGGUGCUUGUGGUUGUAUAUGAACAAAAAUGAGGUGGUGGAAACCCUUCUGUGCCUUGCAAAUAUUGAACCUGGCUUCACCACCUUGGUAUGGCAGAGACUGGAAGAAGAAAAUGCAGAAUUUUUCAAGUCUUACUACUUAAGGGUAAAGCUGAACAAACAAAUCCAAUUGUUCAAUGAUUUACUUGAGAAGCAGUCCGAUCUAAUGCACAGUUCUUCACCUCAGAAGGUUCCAUUGCCUUCUAUGCAGAGUGGGAUUCAUUGCAUGCCGGUUAAUAAUCCACCUCUGGGGUAUCCAAUUCUGCAGCAGCCUUCAAUUUCUUUUAUUAGUCAAUACCCAAGUUAUUUUGUGGACCGUAUGCCCAGCUGUCAGGCGGUACACAGAAUCCCUUCACCAGGCAAUUUCAACCCUACACAAGUAAAUUCUGGGAAAUACUGUGCCGCCGAUACAGUACCUUCCAUUCCUACUUGUUCUACCAAGUUGGAGAAUCAUUCAUUAAUGGCAUCCUGUGGCCAAGUUCCCUUCACUUUAUCAGCGAUGGCAGGACUUGGAAUGGAAACACCAGCACUUAAGGCUACAAAUAAUCUUCAUGUGGAAAAUGUAGAAGGGUUGCAACUUGGCUCUGAUGGUCAAACUGGACCACCCAAGGAACUUCAAUCAUUAAUGCAGAUUUCUUGGAAUUCAAGCGUCUCAGAUAUAGCUGCGGGGUGGCAAAACUUACAAGAUGUUGGAACACCAGGCAACUUAUUCUGGCGGCACCAUUUUACCUUUUGAUGCAGAUGGGUUGCCCGAAUCUGCAGAGCAAAAAUCCGUGGGUAAAGUGAGGAUGAUGAGUAUGAGCAAGCAGGUCAGGCUUAGAUGAAGCAGUUGAUUUAGUUCCAGACUUCUUAGAAUAAAUUAUUUUGGUGAAAGACAUUUGAUUCAAUUAUUGAAU